Dovyalis caffra is the source of this 3759-nucleotide messenger RNA. The record is from the annotation of a GenBank genome assembly. Lineage: Eukaryota; Viridiplantae; Streptophyta; Magnoliopsida; Malpighiales; Salicaceae.
AUGACUUCUUCUAGCAUUAAGGAUACGACGGAGGAGGAGCAGAGUGCGACGGAGAUUGUGCCGGCUGAAGGUGGUGGUACUACUGGUAGUGGAGGAGUGGAGAAGGCCGAGCCUGUGAGUAGUGGCGGGGAGGAAGAGAGUGGUAGUGUUGGUGAGAAACUCGACGAUCCAAUGGAAGAGGACUCGGUGAGUCCGGCUACCGUGUUUUGUAUCAGGCUUAAACAGCCACGGUCGAAUUUGCUGCAUAAAAUGAGUGUGCCUGAGCUUUGUCGCAAAUUUAGUGCUGUUGCUUGGUGUGGUAAGUUGAACGCGAUAGCUUGUGCAUCAGAAACUUGUGCAAGAAUUCCAAGCUCCAAUGCAAACCCACCAUUUUGGAUCCCCAUACAUGUUGUUAUCCCUGAGAGACCAACUGAAUGUGCAGUUUUCAAUGUCAUAGCAGAUUCUCCUCGUGAUUCUGUUCAGUUUAUCGAAUGGUCCCCUACGUCUUGCCCUCGUGCAUUAUUAAUAGCUAAUUUUCACGGGAGGAUAACUAUCUGGACUCAGCCUUCUCAAGGUCCGUCUAAUUUGGUACGUGAUGCUAGCUGCUGGCAGCGUGAGCAUGAAUGGCGACAGGAUAUUGCAGUUUCUACGAAAUGGCUAGCCGGUGUCUCUCCAUAUAGGUGGCUUUCGUCAAAGUCCAGUACUCCCACAAACUCAAAGUCAGCUUUUGAGGAAAAAUUCCUUUCUCAGCAUUCUCAAACUUCAGCUAGAUGGCCAAAUUUCCUUUGUGUUUGUUCUGUUUUCUCAUCGGGCUCUGUUCAACUUCAUUGGUCCCAGUGGCCCCCUAGCCAGAAUAAUUCAUCACCGAAGUGGUUUUGCACAAGCAAAGGACUCUUGGGUGCCGGCCCUAGUGGGAUUAUGGCUGCUGAUGCUAUUAUAACGGAUAGUGGUGCUAUGCAUGUUGCAGGUGUUCCAAUUGUAAACCCUUCAACUGUUGUUGUUUGGGAGGUUACUCCUGGCCCUGGAAAUGGAUUUCAAGUGACUCCAAUGGCUAGUGCUAGCAAUGGGGUCCCACCUUCAGUUAAGCCACCCAAUUGGUCAGGUUUUGCUCCUUUGGCUGCAUAUUUAUUCAGCUGGCAAGAGCAUGUGAUGUCUGAAGCAAAGCAAGGGAAAAAGCAUGUGGAUCAAGAUUUCACCACUGCUGUCUCACUUCAUUGUUCGCCAGUUUCAAAUUUUUCUGCAUAUGUGAGUCCUGAGGCUGCAGCUCAAUCUGCAGCAACUACUACUUGGGGUUCUGGAGUCAGUGCCGUUGCUUUUGAUCCAACUCGUGGUGGCUCUGUGAUUGCGGUUGUUAUAGUUGAGGGACAGUAUAUGUCCCCUUAUGAUCCAGAUGAGGGUCCUUUAAUCACGGGAUGGAGGGUGCAACGCUGGGAAUCGUCCCUUCAACUUGUUGUUCUUCAUCCAAUAUUUGGAAAUCCCACUUCUGGUUUUGGUGGGCAAGCACCAAUGCAAACUGUAUGGGUGUCCAAAGUGGAUACAAGCAUACCACCAACUAAUGAUUUUAAAAAUCACCAAGCAGCUGCUGCAGGACCAAUCUCUGAUCUAAGGAAGGCAUCUGAUUCUGGUGCUGAUAAGACAAAAAGAAUGACCUUUGAUCCCUCUGAUUUGCCUAGUGAUGUUAGAACUCUUGCUCGAAUUGUUUAUUCUGCUCAUGGUGGCGAGAUUGCUAUUGCUUUUCUGCGGGGUGGGGUUCACAUUUUCUCUGGGCCAAACUUCUCACUCGUUGACAAUUACCAGAUUAAUGUCGGAUCUGCAAUUGCUGCUCCUGCCUUCUCUUCCACAAGCUGCUGCUCGGCUUCAGUUUGGCACGACACUAGUAAGGAUCGCACUUUAUUGAAGAUAAUUCGUGUUCUUCCUCCUGCUGUUCCAAGUAGUCAGGUGAAGGCUAACUCAGCAAUCUGGGAACGUGCUAUUGCUGAGAGGUUUUGGUGGAGCCUUUUGGUUGGAGUUGAUUGGUGGGAUGCUGUUGGCUGUACACAGAGUGCUGCUGAGGAUGGCAUUGUUUCACUUAAUAGUGUCAUUGCAGUCUUGGAUGCGGAUUUUCAUUCUCUUCCUUCUACCCAGCACAGGCAGCAGUAUGGUCCUAGUCUGGACAGAAUAAAAUGUAGGCUACUGGAAGGUACAAAUGCUCAGGAGGUUAGGGCAAUGGUUCUUGACAUGCAAGCUAGGUUGCUGCUUGAUAUGCUGGGCAAAGGCAUUGAGUCAGCUUUGAUAAAUCCUUCAGCAUUAGUACCUGAACCAUGGCAGGCUUCUGGUGAGACAUUAUCUGGCAUUGAUCCUGAAGCAAUGACGGUUGAGCCAAACCUUGUUCCGAGUAUUCAGGCUUAUGUUGAUGCAAUUCUUGAUCUAGCUUCACAUUUUAUCACACGUCUACGGCGUUAUGCAAGUUUCUGUCGCACACUGGCCAGUCAUGCUGUUACUGGCACAGGCAGUAACCGCAAUAUGGUGACUAGUCCUACUCAAAGUUCGGCAUCGCCUGCACCAAGUCAGGGUGGUCCAAAUGGUGCUACAAGUUCUACUGGAAGCACUCAGAUGCAAGCUUGGGUACAAGGUGCCAUUGCUAAGAUUAGUAGCACAACUGAUGGCGUGUCCAGUGCAACUCCAAAUCCCAUAAGUGGUCCAUCUUCCUUUAUGCCAAUAAGCAUUAACACUGGAACUUUUCCUGGAACACCAGCAGUGAGGCUCAUUGGUGACUGCCAUUUCCUUCACAGAUUAUGCCAGCUUCUGCUUUUCUGUUUUUUCUUUCGGCGAACUCAACUACCUCGCUCUCUCGUAAGUACACAGAGAAAUUCCACUGAUACAAAUGUGCAAAAACCUCAGCCUGGUGCUCCUGGCAAGGUGGAAGAGAUCAACACCGUGAUCAAUACUGUUCCUUCAAAGCCAGCACCAGCUGUGGUCAGGUCAGAUGAAGGUCAGGCAGCUCGAGGUGGUCAGGUAAUGCCUGGAGCUAAAGCAGUCGAAGAGGGACCUGCUGGCAGGAACAGAGUAGGCAGUGGCAAUGCUGGCCAAGGAUACAGUUUUGAGGAGGUGAAGGUCCUUUUCCUCAUACUCAUGGAUCUUUGUCGGCGAACAGCAGGUCUGGCACACCCAUUGCCGGUUUCUCAAGUAGGAAGCAGCAAUAUCCAGGUGCGGUUGCAUUAUAUUGAUGGCAACUAUACUGUAUUGCCAGAGGUUGUAGAAGCAUCUCUUGGUCCUCAUAUGCAGAACAUGCCACGGCCAAGAGGUGCAGAUGCUGCUGGUCUGUUACUCCGGGAGUUAGAACUACAUCCUCCAUCUGAAGAGUGGCACAGGCGGAAUAUGUUUGGCGGACCCUGGUCUGAUCCAGAUGACAUGGGUUCAGAUGAUACUUCUAAGCUUAACUCAGAUUCACUUGAUUUCAGCUCGUUGGAAAAUUGUGAUGUUUAUUAUGGAGCUCAUGGUCUAUGGCCAAGGAAGCGCAGACUGUCUGAAAGAGAUGCAGCUUUUGGCUUGAACACUUCUGUUGGCCUGGGAGCAUAUCUUGGCAUAAUGGGAUCUCGAAGAGAUGUUGUUACUGCAGUGUGGAAGACUGGUCUUGAAGGCGUUUGGUACAAGUGUAUAAGAUGUUUGCGGCAGACUUCAGCUUUUGCUUCCACGGGUGCUGCAAGUCCACCUAAUCAAAAUGAAAGAGAGGCUUGGUGGAUCAGCCGCUGGGCCUAUGGCUGUCCAAUGUGUGGGGGAACAUGGGUUCGAGUUGUAUAG